Molecule: messenger RNA, 1073 nt
Organism: Closterium sp. Naga37s-1
Lineage: Eukaryota; Viridiplantae; Streptophyta; Zygnematophyceae; Desmidiales; Closteriaceae
Source: the annotation of a GenBank genome assembly
AGCAGCAGCAGCAAGAGGAGGGCGGGCAGGAGGAGCAGCAGAAGCAAGGGGGCGAGAGUGGCGAUGCUGGAGAUGGUGGAAGGCCAGUCACACAAGACAAGAAGCCACCACGCAAGAUGGACUUUCUGCUGUUCAGCGGCUAUCGCAGCACCAUGGACACGUUUGUGGCCAUUGGCAACAUCCGCCCCAACCGCACGCUCACCGACCUUGACUGCUGGUGGCGCACGAAGAAGGGGUCGCGGCUGGCGGGGCGCGUGUCGGUGAAGCGCGUGGCGGAGAUGGCGCUGGGGCCGGCGGUGAUCAAGAGUCGUGGCAAGGGCCAGGAGUUGGCGGCGCUGCUGUUCUGCAUCCUGGAGGAGGAGGCCAACCUGCGCACGGGCGGUGCCCUGCGCAUGAGUGUGAACGGCGCGGAGCUGCUUGUGUACGAGGAGGACGCCAACCCCGGCUACAAGCUCAAGUUCGCUGCGGAGGAGACGCUGGUGUACGACGUGAUGUACUGCUCGCCGCCGCUGCAGCGCGAGUACGACACGCUGCGCCUGUACCAGUGGGUGGAGUUCCACCGCAAGGUGCACCGCAUCGACUUCUUCCAGCUCUACGACGCGGGGGGCGUCACGGACGACUUCCUGGGCGUGGCCGAGUCGUUUGUCAACGAGCGCCUGCUGGCUGUGCUCGACAUGCGCAUGGCCGCCAAGCACGACCCCUUCAUGCACGGCCAGCUGCUAGCGGCGCACGACUGUCUUUACUUUGCGCGCACGACGGCGCGGUGGGCGCUGUUCCUGGACGUGGACGAGUACCUCUAUGUCACGGCACCACCGCACUCCAUCCACGCCACGCUCCACAAGCACAAGCGGUCCACGUUCCUGACGGUGGGGUCAGUGCGAUACUUCACGGAGCGGUGUGCGGCGCCACCCGAGGGUGAGGAGUUCAAUGGGUGGGAGGUGGAGCGCAUGGUGUUCUGCGACCCGCACCCCACGUGCUCCAACACCACCCUGCACACCAACCGCAACCUGUGCCUGGGCAACGAGGGCAGCCGCAAGUACAUGGUGGACCCGCGCAAAACAUCCAUGAUUGCG